Molecule: messenger RNA, 3399 nt
Organism: Parus major (Great Tit)
Lineage: Eukaryota; Metazoa; Chordata; Aves; Passeriformes; Paridae
Gene: NKX6-3
Product: NK6 homeobox 3
Exons: 3
Coding region: 448-1230 (260 amino acids)
Biological process (GO): cell differentiation; regulation of transcription by RNA polymerase II
Cellular component (GO): nucleus
Molecular function (GO): RNA polymerase II cis-regulatory region sequence-specific DNA binding; DNA-binding transcription factor activity, RNA polymerase II-specific
Source: RefSeq, a predicted model, not a curated record
GAGCCGAGCCGAGCCGAGCUCAGUCCCGUUCCUCCCGCUCCCGCCGCCGCCGGUGUUCAAAGCGCAAUUUGUCUGGGCCGGACCAAUCGCCCGCUGCCCUGAGGCGCAGCCAAUGGCUGCCGCGGCCGCCGAGGCCCGGCCAAUAGGAGCGCCGCCCGCGGCCCGCCGGCCAAUGGAUGCGCGUUAUUCUAAUAGCCCUCGUCUUUAUCAGAGAAAUGUUGGCGCUGCCCAAGCUCAAGUUGAGGGUCCGGGCCGGAGGCGCUGCGAGGUCACCGGGCGCUUCCCGGACUGCCCGCGGCCCCGGCCCGCGCCGGGAUCCCAGUGCCAGCCAGGCGCCCACGGGCCAGGGCGGGCUCUGGGGCUCUGUAGCCCCCGGGCCAUUGGUAAUGGGCCAGCCAUCGCACCUCCGGGGUUCCGGGCUCUGAGGGCCGCCUCGGUGCUAGAGCCAUGGAUGCCAACCUGCCAGGCACCUUUCUGCUCAACGGCUCCUCGCUGGGCCCCUUUCCCGAGGCCAAGGCGCCUGUUUGCCAGUACUCAGUGCAGAGCUCCUUCUACAAGCUGGGACCCCCCGGGCUGGGUGCCCAGCUGGCUGCUGGCACCCCCCACGGCAUCUCCGACAUCCUCGGCCGGCCCGCGGCGACACCGAACAGCAGUCUCCUCCCUGGCUACCCCCACGCGGGCGGAUUUAACGGACUGAGCUCCCCGGGCGUCUAUUACGGGCCCCAGGUGGGCGCUCUCCCCAAGGCUGGUGGCGAGUACCUGCCGCGGGGCCGGAGCUGCUGGGCGGAGGCGGCCCCGGAGUGGCGGGGCGGCCGGCAGUGCGGCGGCCCCCCUGCUCACUUGGCUGACAGCAUCCACAAGAAGAAGCACACGCGCCCGACCUUCACGGGACACCAGAUCUUUGCUCUGGAGAAGACUUUUGAGCAGACCAAGUACCUGGCGGGUCCGGAAAGAGCACGGCUGGCCUAUUCUCUUGGCAUGACUGAGUCUCAGGUGAAGGUCUGGUUCCAGAACCGACGGACCAAAUGGAGGAAGAAGAGUGCCCUGGAGCCCUCCUCAUCCUCGCACCGGGCGGGGGGCUCUGGCGGAGAGCGGGCGGCCUCUGAGACCGAGGAUGAUGAGUACAACAAGCCCCUGGACCCAGACUCAGAUGAUGAGAAGAUCCGGCUGCUGCUGAGGAAGCACCGUGCGGCCUUCUCGAUGCUGGGCUUGGGCACGCACAGUGGCUGAGCACAGCCUGCCCCUCUGGGCGAGGAGAUGGCUGGCCUAGUCACCUGCAUCCUGCCAGGGGGUGACUCCCAUCACCAGCAGGUGCCUGGCUGUUGGGAUGGGGUGGCUGACAGCUGGAUGGGGAGCAUGGCUUGCAGGGCUGGGAGCAGCACACGUGGUAGUGUCAGGUGCAGCCGUGUUAUCGGCAUUGAUGAAAUAAAGGUCCCAGUCAAGUCCCGGCACUUGUUUCAUGGGCAUGUGGUCAAGGGUGGCCUUGUGAGGCUGGGCCAGAGAAGGGGUGGGGUUAGGAUGUACGGGGCAGGGUCUGCAUGCCAGGCAGGGGAAGGGUCCAUGGUGUGGAGCAGGAAGUUCCCACAAAAGCAGGGGCACCCUGGAGAUUUUCCCAGAGUUUUCUCUGAUUUGGGCGUGUACCAGCAGCAAGAGCUGCUGGUUCAAAAGUCACCCAUUGGGGCCUCUUAUUGGAAGCUCUUAGCAGCAAAUAAAUACCAUUUAUCUUAACAGUGUGAGUGAGAGCCCAUUCACCUGUCAGGGCUGCAGGAUUGAUGUGGCAUCAAUAGCCCCAGUGUGUUUGCCUGCCAACCUGAGCAGGUCCCCCCUGCUCUUUGCUGCACCCCUGUGCAAUGGGGGCUGCACACACAGACGUGUGCGUGCACAUGGGUGUGCACACCCCCUGUUCUGGCUCCCCAUGGCUCACCAGUGGCAUGCCAGCUGUGGGUGCUGUGCAGGGCCAGCUGUCCUUACCUGCUUAGGACGCCACAGACACUCCAGCUGGCACAGGCACAGUGCUGAAGGCCAGGCAAGCUUGGCAGCUGUUCAGCCAAGAGCCAACUAAGUGCCAGCUAGGUGUGAGCAAACAUGUGGGCUGUGUCUUGGAAGGAAAUCGAUAGCAGAUAAGGUGCUGCUGGCCUAUCAGGCACUGAUUAGCAGCAUGGCACAGGCACGGAAGGGGUAGGAAUGGGGCUGGUGGAGGGAUGCCUUUCCCUGCAAUUGCAGGCAGUACCUGCAAUGGGCUGGUGGCCGAGUCCACGCCUGGAACAGCUGAAGCUCUCAACCACUGGCACCUUUCAGUGGCCAAGAGCACUAGCCUUGUGUGGGGCUGCAGAUCAUCACUGUACAACCUGCCACGGCCCACACUUGGCUUAAAGCUCUUUCCAGUCUCUCACUGGGCUGUGGCCACUUUGCAAAGAGACCUGACUACUCGAUGCCACAUUUCCAGAGCUUAGGGGACUACUGUCCCCACAUAGGUCCCUUUCCUUUCCAACCCCUGCAGUGAGCAUGAGGUUUGUAAUACUCUCUCCUCAUCCAUGCACCCCUUCCACUGCCUCCAUGGGACGGAUGCUGGGCCAGGACAGAGCUAAUGGACCCUUUGCAAGGAUGUGGGAUGGCAGAUCCCAUGGGAGCAGGGUGCUCAGGGCUGGUGGCAGGGCUGGAGGAGACAUAUCACUGUCUGUGGACAGAGCCAGUGCUCAGCAGGAGCAGGUUCCACAUGGUGGGAGAAGUGAGGGGCUGCUGGUGGGAUAUUUUUUUAACAUUUUCUAAGCUGCCCAGCUUGGCUGACAAUUUUUAAUGUACUAACUGCCUGGUCCAGUGAGCUGAUUAAUUGGUGCUGUGGAGAUCAAUACAAAACAGAAAAUUAAAACAAUUUUAAAGUGAUUAAGUAGUUUAACACCUGUCUGAUGCCACGUCAGGGCUGGGAGACAAAUAAAGCAGGUGGCAAAGGGCCUGCUGUAGCCAGGGAUAGUGACAAAUGGCUGCUGCAGCCUGGCUGCCCCAUGCAUCCCCACAUUGAGACAGGGCCCCAAACAGUGCUGAUCCAUGCAGGGCCCCAGCCCCGCAGCCAGGACUGACCCCCUCUCCUGCCGAUGCUGCCCACUGUAGCUCCCACUUUCCCACUUGCUGCUGCAUCGAGGUGGUGCCCUGUCAGUGCUGGGGGUCUCAACAGCAGCACCAGCUCUGCCCACCCUGUGCCUGCUGCCAGGCAGGCUCAGGCUGCGUGGGCAGAGGCAGGAGCCAGCUGCGCCGGGGGUGUGAGCACAGGCAGGCCAGCCUGGCAGGCAGAUGGAUAGCAGCUCUGCUUCAAUUCUGCAUCCCUUUUCUCCCAGACAAACCCCGUCGGAUUUUCAUAAAUCAAAGCGCCACACUGUUUAAUAAAAAUUUAUUGACUUACAA